UUGGUUUUCUAUCCGUCACUCUUUUCUCAAUCAGAUUUUCACUCAUACAUAGUUACAGAUAUAGACACUGAAAGAUAAGGAGGUUGUAGAGAUGGUGAAAAACACUAACUCUGAAAAAAGUGGCCUUAGGAAAGGAACAUGGACCCCAGAGGAAGAUAAAAAAUUGAUUGCUUAUGUUACGAGAUACGGUCACUGGAAUUGGAACCUACUCCCCAAGUUUGCAGGUCUUGAGAGGUGUGGAAAAAGUUGCAGGCUAAGAUGGCUGAAUUACUUGAGGCCAAAUAUCAAAAGAGGAAACUACACUAAAGAAGAAGAUGAUACCAUUAUCAAACUUCUCCAAAGUCUCGGUAACAGAUGGUCUGCCAUUGCUGCUCAGCUGCCAGGAAGAACAGACAAUGAAAUUAAGAAUUAUUGGCACACCAAUCUCAAGAAACGAUAUCAACUUCUCAAACCUCAAGCCCACUCAAAGGAUCAAUCACCACAUGAACAAGGACCAAACCCUAACAAUAAUAUCGCACCAACUUCUCAAUCCAUCGAUUCAAGCACAACAGCAACAUCAACAUCCUCGUCCCAACUCUCUAUAACUACUGGUACCAAAGAAAAUUUUUUUGAUACCAUUCCUGAUGAUGAUAAUUUUUCUUUUGUGGAUGCAUACCAACUAGAGCCUGUGAAUGAAAGCUUCUUCUUGGAACCAUAUAUGGUUGACAUAUCGUGCCUUCCUUCUGAUAUUUUGGUGCCUGAACCCGAUUACUUCAGCCCUGUUUCUGACAUAGAACUUUGGAGUCACAGUAAUAUAUACUAUGCGUGAGCAAACACUAAACAGUUAAUAAAUGACGAGACGAACAUUGAAAAAUCAAAGUUUCCGUCUCAAGGCAGAGAAAAAUAAAGUGACUCAAUUCAAGGUCGAUAUGUACGCUGUUGUCGUUGUCUCUCGUGUUUCUUAAUUAAUACUAGUGGGCUGAAGUGUGAUAUGUAUAAGAAAUUUGUACAAGUAUUAACAUCUUAU
Vigna angularis (adzuki bean) is the source of this 1006-nucleotide messenger RNA. RefSeq names its product transcription factor MYB4. Lineage: Eukaryota; Viridiplantae; Streptophyta; Magnoliopsida; Fabales; Fabaceae. The transcript is spliced from 3 exons. The record is from RefSeq and is a predicted model, not a curated record. The coding region runs from base 92 to 808 and encodes 238 amino acids.